Molecule: messenger RNA, 2728 nt
Organism: Lepus europaeus (European hare)
Lineage: Eukaryota; Metazoa; Chordata; Mammalia; Lagomorpha; Leporidae
Gene: SEMA6B
Product: semaphorin 6B
Exons: 17
Coding region: 59-2728 (889 amino acids)
Biological process (GO): negative chemotaxis; axon guidance; semaphorin-plexin signaling pathway
Molecular function (GO): chemorepellent activity; semaphorin receptor binding
Source: RefSeq, a predicted model, not a curated record
CACCCACCCCCGCCUGGUCGGGUUUUGUGGUGUCGCCUGCCGCCACCUGGCCCUCGCCAUGCGGACCCCGCGAGCGUCCCCUUCCCGCCCGGUCCUGCUGCUCCUGCUGCUGCUACUAGGGGGCGCCCACAGCCUCUUCCCAGAGGAGCCGCCGCCGCUCAGUGUGGCCCCCAGGGAGUACCUGAGCCACUAUCCGGUGUUCGUGGGCGGUGGGCCUGGCCGGCUGACCUCUGCGGAGGACGUCGGAGACCUUAACAUCCAGCGGGUGCUGAGGGUCAACAGGACGCUGUUCAUCGGGGACAGGGACCACCUCUACCGGGUGGAGCUGGAGCCUCCCACGGCCACGGAGCUGCGGUACCAACGGAAGCUGACCUGGCGCUCCAACCCCGGCGACAUUGACGUGUGUCGCAUGAAAGGGAAACAGGAGGGCGAGUGUCGCAACUUCGUCAAGGUGCUGCUGCUCCGGGACCCGUCCACCCUCUUCGUGUGCGGCUCCAACGCCUUCAACCCCGUGUGCGCCAACUACAGCAUGGACACACUGCAGCCCAUUGGGGACAACAUCAGCGGCAUGGCCCGCUGCCCCUACGACCCGAAGCACGCCAACGUGGCCCUGUUCUCCGACAGGAUGCUGUUCACGGCCACCGUCACCGACUUCCUGGCCAUCGACGCCGUCAUCUACCGCAGCCUGGGGGACCGGCCCACGCUGCGCACCGUGAAGCACGACUCCAAGUGGUUCAAGGAGCCCUACUUUGUGCACGCGGUGGAGUGGGGCAGCCACGUGUACUUCUUCUUCCGGGAGAUCGCCAUGGAGUUCAACUACCUGGAGAAGGUGGUGGUGGCCCGCGUGGCCCGCGUGUGCAAGAACGACGUGGGAGGCUCGCCGCGCGUGCUGGAGAAGCAGUGGACGUCCUUCCUGAAGGCGCGGCUCAACUGCUCCGUGCCCGGCGACUCGCACUUCUACUUCAACGUGCUGCAGGCCGUCACGGGCGUGGUCAGCCUGGGCGGCCGGCCCGUCGUCCUGGCAGUCUUCUCCACGCCCACCAACAGCAUCCCCGGCUCGGCCGUCUGCGCCUUCGACAUGACACAGGUGGCCGCCGUGUUCGAGGGCCGCUUCCGCGAGCAGAAGUCGCCCGAGUCCAUCUGGACGCCGGUGCCCGAGGACCAGGUGCCGCGGCCCCGGCCCGGGUGCUGCGCGGCGCCCGGCUCCCUGUACAACGCGUCCAGCGCGCUGCCCGACGAGAUCCUGAGCUUCGUCAAGACCCACCCGCUCAUGGACGAGGCCGUGCCCUCGCUGGGCCGCGCGCCCUGGAUCGUGCGCACGCUGAUGCGGCACCAGCUGACGCGCGUGGCCGUGGACGUGGGCGCCGGCCCCUGGGGCAACCAGACCGUGGUGUUCCUGGGCUCCGAGGCCGGCACCGUCCUCAAGUUCCUGGUCCGGCCCAACGCCAGCGCCGCGGGACCUGCGGCGCCCAGCGUCUUCCUGGAGGAGUUUGAGACCUACCGGCCCGACAGGUGCGGACGAGCUGACACUGGCGAGAGCGGGCAGCGGCUGCUUAGCCUGGAGCUGGACGCGGCCUCGGGCGGCUUGCUCGCUGCCUUCCCCCGCUGCGUGGUCAGGGUGCCCGUGGCCCGGUGCCAGCAGCACUCGGGGUGCAUGAAGAACUGCAUCGGGAGCCAGGACCCCUACUGCGGCUGGGCGCCCGACGGCUCCUGCGUCUUCCUGAGCCCUGGCACCAGGGUCGCCUUUGAGCAGGAUGUGUCCGGGGCUAGCACGGCGGGCUUAGGGGACUGCACAGGACUGCUGCGCGCCAGCCUCUCGGAAGAGCGCGCCGGGCUGGUGUCGGUGAACCUGCUGGUGACGUCGUCCGUGGCGGCCUUCGUGGUGGGCGCCGUGGUGUCCGGCUUCAGCGUGGGCUGGUUCGUGGGCCUGCGCGAGCGGCGGGAGCUGGCGCGCCGCAAGGACAAGGAGGCCAUCCUGGCGCACGGGGGUGGCGAGGCCGUGCUGAGCGUGAGCCGGCUGGGCGAGCGCAGGGCGCCGGGGCCCGGGGCCCGGGGCGGCGGCGGCGGCGGCGGCGGGGCGCCCCCCGAGGCCCUGCUGGCGCCCCUCAUGCAGAACGGCUGGGCCAAGGCCACGCUGCUGCAGGGCGGCCCCCACGACCUGGACUCGGGGCUGCUGCCCACGCCCGAGCAGACGCCGCUGCCCCAGAAGCGCCUGCCCACGCCGCACCCGCACGCGCACCCGCACGCCCUCGGCGCCCGCGCCUGGGACCACGGCCACGCCCUGCUCUCCGCCUCCGCGUCCUCGUCGCUCCUGCUGCUGGCCCCCGCCCGGGCGCCCGAGCAGCCCCCCGCGCCCCCCGGCGAGCCGGCCCCCGACGGCCGCCUGGGCCCCGCCCGGCCGGGCCGCGCGUCCCACGGCGACUUCCCGCUCACGCCCCACGCCAGCCCGGACCGCCGGCGCGUGGUGUCAGCGCCCACGGGCCCCUUGGACCCAGCCUCGGCCGCCGACGGCCUCGCGCGGCCCUGGAGCCCGCCGCCCACGGGCAGCCUGCGGAGGCCGGGCGCGCACGGGCCGCCGGCCGCCGCCCUGCGCCGCACGCACACCUUCAACAGCGGCGAGGGGCGGCCCGGGGACCGGCCCCGCGGCCGCCACGUGCGGCCGAGCACGGACUUGGGCCACCUGCUCCCGUACGGGGCGGCGGACAGGACUGCGCCCCCCGUGCCCUAG